AUGCCCAACGGACCAGGGCUGCUCACAAGGCAGGCCUCGCCGCCCGCACCCCGGUGGAGCCAGGAGAGGCACGCGGAGGGUGGAAAGGAAGGAAAGGAAGGGCGGUCGUCAAAGUGUCCCCGUAAGCUCAUCCGAGUCCGCGUCCCGCCUGCCCCCGCCACCCGUCGGACCCAGCCCUGCCCUCCACCUGGUGCUUACCAGCCACCCCGGGGCUCCGGCGCCGCUCCCGCGGCCGCCCUCGCCUCCCGCCUGUCCCGCAGCGAACCUCGGCGCCCCUCGGCUCCGCGGGCUCCCCGCAGCGCGCCCGCGGCUCCUCCCCGAGCCUCCCCGCAGCCGCCCACCUGCCCCUCGACAGCAGCUCCCAGCCCGCGGGCCCCGCCGCCGCACUCCGCUCGCCCGCGACCCCCGCCCGAGAACUCGCCCGCGGGCGCCCGCAGCCCCGCGCCAAGCCCGCCCCCGGCGGCUCCCCCCACCCCCGGCCUUCGGCGCCCGCAGCGGCCCCCGAGCACGCCCCCUCCCACGGCGACAGGAAGUCCGCGCGCCGGCCGCGCGGCCGCAGAGGCUUCCCCCGGGCGCGGAGCGCGGCCCCGGCGCGGCGGCCUGACAGGGCGCGGGCCCCGCCGCCCGCCCGCGGCGCCCCAACCGUCGCGGCGCGCCCCUCACCUCGGCCGCCGCUCUCCUCCCGGCUCGCCGCUCACCCCGCUCCCGCCGCGACGGCGUCUCCGGGUCCGGCUACCGCCCUCGCUCCGGCCGCGCUCCACAGCCCUGCCCUGCCCCACCGCGGCGGCAGCUGCCGCCAGCCACCAGUGCACCGCCCCCGCCGCGCCCGCUGUGCUCGUCCCAUUGGCUGCUGGGCGCCGGGCCCCGCCCCACGGCCCCUCCGGCAGCCCCGAUUGGGCCAGGGCCCCAGGAGGCGGCCCGCCCCCUGCCGCACCGAAGGACCGCCCCCGGGCGCCAUUGGCGCGACUCCCGUCCAUCAAAGGGGGAGUGCCUACUUAA
Messenger RNA from Enhydra lutris kenyoni (northern sea otter), 999 nucleotides. RefSeq names its product basic salivary proline-rich protein 2-like. The transcript has 2 exons. The coding region runs from base 1 to 999 and encodes 332 amino acids. Lineage: Eukaryota; Metazoa; Chordata; Mammalia; Carnivora; Mustelidae. The record is from RefSeq and is a predicted model, not a curated record.